AUGGCCUGUAAUUUUCUUCCAUCACCAAAGGACUACUCAGAUGAAGAAGACUACAUAGACAUUGAAGUGAACUCUUGCUCUUACUUUUCAUCAUGUCCAAAGUCUAAAGUAUCUCCCCUCAAAACAGAGAAUUUGAGUUUCAAAUGGCCUCAAUUACCAAUGACAAAAAAAACCACAACUUCCCAUGCUGAUGAACUCUUCUGCAAAGGAAAACUUCUUCCUCUUCACCAAAAACUACUUCAAGCAGAGAGCAGCAUAAUAUUUCCAACAUCCCCAUCACAAUCUUGUAGGGAGAGUUUUGAACUUAAUUCAAAUGAACACUUGUUUGAGUGGUCGAGUACUGAACUCACCACUAGUAGUUCCAUGGAUAAUAGUCCUAAGAAAGUUUGGUCUAACAAGCUCAAUCUCAUUAAACAUUCUUUAAUCAGCCAAAAGUUCAAAGUUUUAAGGGCAUUUCUCAAAUCUUUGUUUAGCAAAUCUUCUUGUUCAAAUGGUAACAGUUGUUCAAGUAAAGACAUGAAUUUGUCCAAGAAAAAAAAACCCUUUGAAAUAUACUAA
This is a messenger RNA of Lycium barbarum (goji berry), 558 nucleotides long. Its product is annotated as probable membrane-associated kinase regulator 4. Lineage: Eukaryota; Viridiplantae; Streptophyta; Magnoliopsida; Solanales; Solanaceae. Gene Ontology annotation, cellular component: plasma membrane. Gene Ontology annotation, molecular function: kinase inhibitor activity. Bases 1 to 558 code for a protein of 185 amino acids. The record is from RefSeq and is a predicted model, not a curated record. The transcript has 2 exons.